UCUGUAUAGGGGUUGUACAUAGCAUGUGACAUUCCUAAAACUGUACCUGCCUUUCAGGGAGAAGCGACGCCCACAAGCCAAGCACAAUGGAUAGGUAACGGUUAACUAUGGAAAACAAAAGUAGCCAAACUAGACCACCAUUCUUUUCACGUGACAAGUUACAUGGAAGGCUUUCAGAAUUUAUUGGAGACGAAAAGGGAAUCAAAUAUUUAGAAGUUGCGCGUCACAAUCGACGGGAUUCCACAGAGGGCUGAUGAUCACUGCAGAACUUGCCAAGUGCGUAUUCAUGCAAAUAAAAAAAUCAUAGGCGUGCCUUUGGCGAUGGAGUCACAGCCCGAACUCAGAACUCCUAGUAUACCAACAAGCUCCAAAGACGGUGAUGCGCACAGAUCGGAUGCACUGAGUGACAGCCGACGAGGAAACGUUUCACGCUCUAUAAAGAAAGGAAAAGGCAGAAGUGACGACUAUCUUUGAGAGAAGAUCUUAUUUACUGUCCUCCCUCAUCUCACGACAAAAGACACGCGAGUCAACGGGAGUUAGCAGCUGGUCAUUUCUUUACUGCGCACUGAGUAGCCUAUUUCGCCUUGAUUUUAUUUAUGUUACAGUAUAAUAUAGAGGUACUGCACUCUGACUGAAGAUACCGAUGUGGAUGAAGUUGACAUUGCUCCUCAAUAGCCUACUGUCACUGCGCGUAAAAUCCACAUUUUGGAUACGGACCUGUCUCUAAAGAAACUUCAUAGUCAAUUGCCGUUUAAUUUUCUCCACGAUGUCUGAAGAACAUAGUUGCACUGGUGCUAGUCCUAUAACUGAGGUUGAAAACAGCAAUAUCAGCGUUCUCGGCUGGGAACAAGUGCAGCGCCUUGAUGCUAUCCUGACAGAGACCAUUCCCAUCCACGGCCGUGGAAACUUCCCCACUUUGGAGAUGAAACCCCGACAAAUAGUGAAGGUGGUGCGUAGUCGAAUGGAGGAGAGGAAUAUCCACGUCCGGGACGUGCGGUUAAACGGUUCUGCUGCAAGCCACGUUCUUCAUGAGGAUAGCGGACUGGGCUACAAGGACCUUGACCUAAUCUUUUGCGCUGAUAUGAAAGGGGAAAGUGAUUUUCAGAUUGUGAAGGAUAUCGUUUUGGACUGUCUCCUGGACUUCUUACCUGACGGGGUGAAUAAGCAGAAAAUAUCACCAUUGACUUUAAAGGAAGCCUAUGUACAGAAGAUGGUGAAGGUGUGCAAUGAUUCAGACCGCUGGAGCCUCAUCUCCCUCUCCAACAACAGAGGAAAGAACGUGGAGCUCAAGUUUGUCGACUCUCUGAGGCGGCAGUUUGAAUUCAGCGUGGACUCCUUCCAGAUCAAGCUGGACUCCUUGCUGCUGUUCUAUGACUGCUCUGAGAAUCCCAUGGCCGAGACCUUCCACCCCACCAUCGUGGGCGAGAGUGUGUUUGGGGACUUUGAUGCUGCCCUCGACCACCUACGCCAGAAGGUGAUCUGCACGCGCAACCCAGAGGAGAUUCGGGGCGGCGGUCUGCUCAAGUACUGUCACCUGCUGGUAAGGGGCUUCCAAGCCGACUCCGAGACGGAGAUGAAGUCCCUGCAGCGUUACAUGUGCUCGCGCUUCUUCAUCGACUUCUCGGAUAUCAGCGAGCAGCAGCGCAAGCUGGAGUCCUACCUGCAAAACCACUUUGUGGGCCUGGAGGACCGCAAGUACGACUACUUGAUGACCCUGCAUGGGGUGGUCAACGAGAGUACAGUGUGCCUGAUGGGACAUGAGAGGCGGCAGACCCUGGGGCUGAUCGCCAUGCUGGCGGUGCGCGUGCUGGCCGAGCAGAACGUCAUUCCGAAUGUGGCUAACGUCACCUGCUACUACCAGCCUGCCGCCUACGUGGCAGACGGUAACUUCAGUAACUACUACAUAGCCCAGGUACAGCCCAUGUUCCACUGCCAGCAGCAUGCCUACUCCUCCUGGCUACCCUGCAACUGAGACGGCACAGGGAAAGGAAGGAAGGAAGGAAGGAAGGAAGGAAGGAGUGAGAGAGGGGGAGGGAGACUCACUGUAAAGUGUUUUUCAGAUAAUUGAAUGAGAAAAAAGGUAUCCCCAUGACUCUCCAACCUGUAUUGAAUUUAAUUUAGUCAUGUUCUGUUAGAGAGUGAUGGUGGGGGGGGGGGAGAAAAUAACAGUUGGGUCUCAGCUCCUGUGAGGUCCAUCUUAAAUCAAUGGCAGGACAGUUUACUGUGAAAAUGCCACCCUGUCUGACACCUAACCCAAGCUUGGGGAAGUAUGGGAUGGGGUUUUGCCCAAUACAACGCAAACAAUGAUGGACAAGAAUGAAAGCAGCAGAAAUACUUUCACUCACCUGGAUUGACUGACUCUGUUGCAAACUGAAAAGGCCGUUACAUUGAGCGAUUGACGGACAAUAAUGUGUGGCUGCAUCUGUGUCCUGUGGUGUCCAGCUGCCUCCAUGGCUGUGAGGAGGAUGCAGGCCCCUUUGCUCUCUGGGGGGGGGUGUGGCUUGCACCCUGAAGCGUGCUGGGCAAUGCCCCAGCAACACAGGGGUUACUAGAGCACCAUAAAACUCCGUUUCUGGUGCGACAUCGUCACAAGCUUUGAGUGACAAAAACUACACCUUAACUUAGUAAUGAUUGAUAUGAACAUGAUGUGUUAACGAACCAAAGAUUUUUCAUUUAUUGUUUUCAAUACCCAAGUUUGGUGGGGAAGAAAAACGACAUAUAAUGCUAUCUAUAUUUGUAUAUGUGAACACGUGUUUUAAGUGCCUAAUGCCUAUCAGUAGUAUAGGUAGAGGAAUAAUGAGCAGCAGGCCAUAUCAUUUUGUGAAUAAAUCCAGUUUGAUUUUCGUCAGGCACACAAGACAAUAGCACCCCAGUGGCUUGUGAAUGUAACCGUGAAAUCCUGGUACAGUCUGUGUUGAUGUCAUAUCUUUUGGAAGAAAACAACAUAUCCCCUUGCAGUCAUAGAGUAUUAGUCGAUGGGGGAGAGAUGGGGCUUUUGCUGUACUUUGGACAAAGUAGUUUGACAGGUUGAUGCAUGACCUCACGUUAAACGUUUGCGGAUAUUUGAAAUAUUCCAGCUCCAAUUAACAAUAGCAGUACCUUCCUCAUAGGUGUGUUGAAGCCACAGAGGCUAGUGCACUAUUCUCCGUUGCUCUCCCGUAGUCAUUUUCAGACAAUCAAACUCCACAGGAAUAUUAGUUUGUGCCGUAGUGCAUGUACAGAGACUGUUUAAUAUUGUUUUGUCGUUCAUGUUGACUGUUUCAGUUACUGUAUAUUCAGUUUCACACGGUUUAAACUUUACUGUAUUUUGUAUAGGGGUGCUUAUCUUUUAACUCGCCUUUUGUAGCACGUUCACAGCAGGCUGAGGGAUUGACAAAACCACUUUGUCGGAAAGAAAUAGGUCGAAAAAAAUAAACACAGGAGGUAAAAGAUGCAGAACGGAUGGAAAAGGCAGAGAGAGAGUCGGUGUGUGUGUUCCUGUGCUGCCUUCUAGGAUGAUACUUGCUGAGGCACCCUAGCAGGGAAUUACGCAGCUGCCGAAGAGGUUGAACUAAGCUGGGCUGUGUUUGUCGUGCGUGCACUCGCUUUGGGUCGGCUGCAUACCUACCAGACAAUGUUGUGCCAAAUGUUUAUCUGCCGCUUGCCCAAUGUUGAAUGAGUGUUCUGCCUUUUGUCGAUGGAGAGCGAGGUUGAGGAUGUGUUGUUUUUAUAUUGAAGGACAGAUAUUGAGCUGUA
This is a messenger RNA of Oncorhynchus keta (chum salmon), 3735 nucleotides long. RefSeq names its product terminal nucleotidyltransferase 5A-like. The transcript has 2 exons. Gene Ontology annotation, biological process: mRNA stabilization. The record is from RefSeq and is a predicted model, not a curated record. Bases 767 to 1972 code for a protein of 401 amino acids. Gene Ontology annotation, molecular function: poly(A) RNA polymerase activity; RNA binding. Lineage: Eukaryota; Metazoa; Chordata; Actinopteri; Salmoniformes; Salmonidae.